This is a messenger RNA of Saccoglossus kowalevskii, 1548 nucleotides long. RefSeq names its product four-jointed box protein 1-like. NCBI's taxonomy places the organism in Eukaryota, Metazoa, Hemichordata, Enteropneusta, Harrimaniidae. The record is from RefSeq and is a predicted model, not a curated record.
AUGAAGGGGCAAUCUUCUCCGUGGACAGCUCGAUUAUUUCGGUCAAGAUUACUUAUUGCAGGUGUUAUCUCAGACGCUGGUUCAUUGGAAACCGAAACCGAAUUUGAUGGCUCGCGAGUGAAGCCAAAGGAAGAAGACACAAACGUUAAAGAGUGUAUUGACAUGGAACAGCAACAUUGGUUGUUAUGUAUUCUGUUUUUUAGUCGACCCCGGCGAACUUUAUUGAAAUGUUUUGCAGUGUUAUGCUCAAUUGCUUUGCUUCAUCUUCUGAUUCCAACUCACGAAGACAUAACCCCUAAACAAAGUGAAACAUUAGAAUUAUCGAGGAUACAAAUGGAUGUAAUACACAAUGUUGAUGAGAUCGAGACUAUUUCGAUGAUUUCCUCUCCAAUUGUAGAAUAUCCCCAAGCAAUGAGAGUUCUGAAAACAAUAAACACUGAGAGGAAACAGGUGGAACCUCCUAAUGUAGGAUAUUAUCAGAAGUUGAAACCACCACAGCCGAAAAAGUUGAAUUAUCCGAAAUCUCUAAUAUAUAUCAACAGAACGGCUAUUAUUGAAGACGGUAUAUACUGGGCUGAAGAGUUGGAGAGAAAGGUUCCAGUCGGUCUCGAUGACGGCGAAAUGAACAUCAAAUUAAAACAACUCAGGGAUUUAAAAAUUGAAUACAUGUCGUGGCCUGAAGUACAUUCAUGUGGUCGCGGAAACAGCGCCCAACUGCGCAUGUCUGAUGGAUCGAAGCUUUGCGCUCGAUAUGGUAAUGUGUGUCUUGUUCUAGGUGAACUUCUGUCAUUCUAUUUAUCACGUUAUCUCGGAAUGGAUAACGUGCCGCUAGUAAUCUUAUCAAGACCCGAUCCUGAGACAGAAAUGUGGUCAGCCCCUGAAAUAAGACGACGUCUACGUGGACGAAGAUGGAAAUCAGACAGACUAGUUGCACUUAUAGAAUGGAAACCUUACUUAAACAAAAGUAUCACUUUACCAAAGGUUUUUCUGAAAGGAUCAAAAUUACUUUAUGCACAUCAUCCCCUGAUCUAUGGUAUGUCUGACAUCGACUUACUUCAUUUGCUGCAAUGGACAGAUGUUAUUUUAUUUGACUAUCUCACGGCACAUCUCGACAGACUGAUAUCUAUAUAUAAAGGCAGACGAAAGAUCAGUGGCAAGAUUGGUACAAGAAAUCUUGGUGUCAGUGAAGGUAAAAAAUUCUGGUUGUUGGAUAACCAAACGGGCUUUAUAUGGGCUUAUCAACUUACAAGUCCGUCUUACCGAGACAGUGACCUCCUUCUGAGACACCAAGAGGAGAUUCUCAAUUCCACCUGCGUGUUCAGAAGAUCGACCGUAAAUAAAAUAACCGAACUAUAUUAUAGCACGAAACCCUUUGCUCACAUCAGACGAGCUGUUCAUUUUCAUGAGCCUUUAGCGGAAUUAAAUAACAGCCAAGCGAUUCCGGACUGCGAUGAUAACGCUCUUGAAAUUGAUGAAAUAUUCCACGAGCGGAUAAAUAGAGCUUAUAAAAGAAUACAACAGUGUAAAGAAAUGUAUGGUCACCGAUGA